Lactuca saligna is the source of this 898-nucleotide messenger RNA. The record is from the annotation of a GenBank genome assembly. Lineage: Eukaryota; Viridiplantae; Streptophyta; Magnoliopsida; Asterales; Asteraceae.
GUUUGUAUUACUUUAAAGAUGAGGGUGUUUAUCGUAACUUGACUUCCAAUAUUUUGCUAGAGCGAUGAUAAUGAAGCUCAUGGUUGAAAUCAACAAACGCCAGAUAAGAAGAGCAACCGGAGUCGGCAUAAAAAUGGGUGGUUUGAAAGCGGUGGCAGUCAUCACCGGCGGCGAAAGCUCCGUCAAAGGGUCUCUUCAGUUCUUCCAGGAAGCCAAUGGGGUAACUCAUGUGAGUGGUAAGAUAACAGGGCUCAAACCAGGUCUUCAUGGAUUCCAUAUUCAUGCUCUUGGUGAUACCACUAAUGGCUGCAUCUCCACAGGACCUCAUUUCAAUCCAUUAAAGAAUGAUCAUGGAGCUCCUCAAGAUGAUGUACGCCAUGCAGGCGAUUUGGGUAACAUUGUUGCUGGUGAAGACGGAAUUGCUAAUGUAUCAAUUGAGGAUAAACAUAUUCCACUAAUUGGGCAGCAUUCCAUUUUGGGGAGGGCAGUUGUUAUUCAUGCUGAUCCUGAUGAUCUUGGAAGAGGUGGACAUGAACUUAGCAAGACAACUGGUAAUGCUGGUGCUAGAGUUGGUUGUGGUGUUAUUGGACUUCAAUCUUCUGUGUAAGCUAGGCUCCUUUAUACUUUGUACAAUAUGCAUAUACUUGUUAAUCAUGUUAUGAGAUCCAAAAAAUGAACUAAAGAAGAUAAGAAACAUGUUAUUAGUUCACUUGCUUUGGUUGAAAUUAGGGAAGGAAUUGGGUGUUAUUUUCUUUUGAAACCAUUUUCUUCUACAAAGAAAAUAGACAUUGGGGAUGAUAGAGGUAAAUGAAUUGGCAAAAAUAUACCUCAUGUAUGGGGGAUAUGGUUACACUUGACGAUUUACUAACACCAUUUUGACAGAAGGUGCGAUUCAAAC